UUAGAGUGAGUGAUUGAAUGACAACAACAUUCAGUCAUUCAUUGCAUGUUUAGUUGAAUACAAGACUCGACACAAAGCGAGACAAAGAUUGACAGCCACUCGACUCACGACAUGUCGGACAGCGAAGAGUCCAACAGAGACUCAGACAAUGAGGCCGAAGAGGUGGACAGAGAAGAGCCAGAAGUGGCCGACGAAGAGGAGCCGGAAGGCGAGGACUUGGAUGCGGAGGAAGACACAGAUGAGGUGCGC
Messenger RNA from Medioppia subpectinata, 249 nucleotides. The record is from the annotation of a GenBank genome assembly. NCBI's taxonomy places the organism in Eukaryota, Metazoa, Arthropoda, Arachnida, Sarcoptiformes, Oppiidae.